Molecule: messenger RNA, 1216 nt
Organism: Populus euphratica (Euphrates poplar)
Lineage: Eukaryota; Viridiplantae; Streptophyta; Magnoliopsida; Malpighiales; Salicaceae
Exons: 2
Coding region: 78-779 (233 amino acids)
Source: RefSeq, a predicted model, not a curated record
CAUUGGAUAACUUCAAAACCUCUCAGCACUGCCUGUCUCAAAGUGUCCAUUCUCUUUUACGCUGCUCCGCUAAACAAAUGGAACUGACACCCAUUAUUCCUACCUUCAAAAUCUCUUUGCCAAAUCCGGGAAGACAAGCAAGAACCCAUAUCUCUUGCUUAAUUACUCCAGUUUCUUAUUUAUCCUCACCAGACCAAAUGACAACCACAAAAACCCACCUCAAUUCCAGCAACAUUCAAUAUGAGAUUAACACUAACAAUAUAAGAAACGUAGCUGUGCCAACCAUGACUGAAGUAUUGGCUGCAUCCAAGGCCCAGAACCUGGACCUUCAGCUACAAAUACUAGGACCCUUUUUCAGAAUCACAGCUAAGAGUCUUGAAACUCAAAAUGAGCUUGGGAGAGCUGAAGGGCUGAUAAGGGUCUGGUUAAAAGGCAAGAUUCUCCAUUUGGAUUCAAUAAGAUUGAGAAGAGAAACACUUGGCAUGGAAAAAUCAAUUUUUGGCAUUGGUUUGUUCAUUGGAGCUGUUGCUAUUCGUUACGGGUAUGACUCUGGUUGUAAGACUGCUGAGUUGCUUGCUAUUAAUGACUCUGAUCUUUACCAUUCUAAGCUUGUUAGGUUCUACACUAGAAUUGGGUUCAAGGCUGUGUACGAAGUGACGGGCUCGACUAUUGGAGACCUUCCUCACAUGUUGGUCUGGGGUGGCAUUGGAACCCGAAUGGAUGCUGAUAUCGAAGAGCUUCUACUAAAAUGGUGUGCCAGGUUCAAAAGUCGAGAAUGAAGGGUGAUACCCAUUGCUUAUGCAGUCUAUUCUGCAAUCAUGUGGUUCAAAUGAAGGGUGAUACCCAUUGCUUAUGCAGUUUAUUCUGCAAUCAUGUGGUUCAAAAGUCGAGGAUGGAGUUCUGAACUGAAAAGAAUUAUGGUUGGCUGAAGGCAUUAGCCUAAAUUAUUGCCCUGAUCUAUUAUCUCGGAGAAAUAUAAUGAUUUUCCUGGAAAAUGCUUAUACUUUGCGGUUGAUAUCAAGAUGCCAAUAAAUUCUAUUGCUGGUUUGAUGAGCCCAAAAGGAAGGAAAAGGUAUUGCUCUUUUGGUAUGAUCGUGCGUUUCAACGGCAAGACUCGAAAUAUAAUUAUUUGCCACCUAAGUUGCAAGUCAUUACAUUGUAACAUGAUGUUCAAGCACAGAGCUUACCAGAAGAAAUAUCAUCGACUAUUUAGUGA